Messenger RNA from Hippopotamus amphibius kiboko, 2134 nucleotides. RefSeq names its product aldehyde oxidase 4-like. Gene Ontology annotation, molecular function: iron ion binding; oxidoreductase activity. NCBI's taxonomy places the organism in Eukaryota, Metazoa, Chordata, Mammalia, Artiodactyla, Hippopotamidae. The transcript is spliced from 6 exons. Bases 616 to 1188 code for a protein of 190 amino acids. The record is from RefSeq and is a predicted model, not a curated record.
UAAUAAUUAUUAAUUAUUAUUAAUGAUUAAUAACUAUGUUAAUGAUUAUUAUUUAACCAUCAGUAUUAUUACUGCCAGCCCUACCCAGUUUACUCCAGCAGGGAAGCUGACAUAAUACACUAAGUCAGCCAUUCACAUUAUUUGGGAAAAAGUCAGGGCAACAAUACAUAAACACACACACACACACAGACAUAUAUACAUAUGUGUAUAUACACAUAUACAUACCUGUGUGCUUACCUAAUGUAUGUAAGAACAUUAAUGUGGCCUAGCCUGUUUUCUAAUUUAAAAAGCCAAAAAGCGUGAAAAAAAUAAUAAACUUUACACUGGAAAUCUCAAAAAAUAGAGGGUCCCGGAGCACAGCCAGCAGCUGUCCUUAAGCACCUCCCUUGAAAGCAUGACCUGUGGCCUGCAAAGGCGUACAUCUCGCUCGAGGUGAUUGUAGGUGCAGAGCUUGGUGCAAACAAGGGGAGGCAAGCCCCUCGUGGAAGGCCUUUUUCAUUCCUUUCCCCAGACUUAUAUUUCUUUGUAACCAAUCAUCUCUUCCAGAUUGCACAAGCCUUCACCGAAUCCAUCAGUCUCUCAACUACUGGCUACUUCAAAGGCUACCAGACGAACAUGGACUGGGAGAAGGAGGAAGGUGACGCUUUCCCAUAUUUUGUUUAUGGAGCAUCUUGUUCUGAGGUUGAAGUGGACUGUCUGACGGGGGCUCAUAAGCUCCUCAGGACGGACAUCUUCAUGGAUGCUGCUUUCAGCAUAAACCCAGCCCUGGACAUCGGACAGGUUGAAGGAGCGUUUAUCCAAGGCAUGGGAUUAUACACCACAGAAGAACUGAAAUACUCCCCAGAAGGCGUGCUUUAUUCUCGGAGUCCAGACGACUACAAAAUUCCCACCGUCAAUGAAAUACCCAAAGAGUUCCGUGUCACAUUGGUGCGUUCUCAAAAUCCCAUAGCCAUCUAUUCAUCCAAGGGGCUGGGUGAGGCUGGAAUGUUCUUGGGAUCCUCCGUGUUGUUCGCCAUCUAUGAUGCAGUGGCUGCUGCCCGCAGAGAGAGGGGGCUGACCAAGACCUUCAUCCUGAGUAGCCCAGCAACCCCUGAGCUGAUUAGGAUGGCUUGUGUGGAUCAGUUCACCGACGUGAUUCCCAGAGAUGAUCCUUCAACAUUUACACCUUGGUCCAUCCAUGUGUCUUAAUCCUACAUUUCCCUCAGAAAAUGAAAGAAUACAUGAUUGACCUUAAAAUUUUCAAACCCGAACAAAAUAUAGGUUGGCUCCCAACUGUCAAGGAUAACUUUAGCAUCUUUAAAUUAUUCUCUGUGGUUUAGGUCACUGCAUGAUUGUGCUUUAGGGUGCAAAUUUUCACCAAGAGCUAUAAUGAAGCUUAGAGUCAAAAAUUCUCCUUUCAUUUGUAUUAUCCUGAAGAUCUACAGCAUCAUGGUUUUAAAAUAUGGUGGAGUUGCCACUACCCUGUAACAAUUCAAGAGAGACUGCCUGUACUUUGUUCUACAGAAAUCUGCUCACCCCCAAAAUCAUCUACCCCGAAAACUCUUGGGAUUGGAUUCCCCAAAGUCAAUGGUGUGCUGGUAAUAACCAGCUCCCCUGGAAAAAUCCAAGAUUUCUAGUGUUUGCCAAUUUCCACGGUGUAAAUACUCCCACACUGGCCAACUCCAAGCCACUGACAUGAGGUCUCUGAAUGCAGAGUUGGAAGAGAUGCUAGAAAUCGGCUCGUGAUCUCCAGCACUGCACGCCCACCACAGUCCCCAGGUUCCUGCCACUCCCAUGCAUCCCAUUCAGAUGGGGCUUAGAGAAGUAAGCCAUCAGGAGCGUCCAGCUGAUCCUCAUCUGCCAUGAGCAACAUGCAUGGUACAAUGUCUUCCUUACCCGGGAAACGACACAGUAUAGAACAGCUAUCUCAAAUCACUCUGGUAGCCCUUGGUUUGGCUUAGUGUCUAAAAGGUGAAGUCAGUACCACCUUUCUUUUGCCACAUCAAGGUGCCACAAAAUCCUCAGGGUUCUCUUUCAGUUAUUUCUUAGCUAUUUUACAUUGCCUUUUCCUGAGCAAAUGCAGUCUUAUGCCAGAGAAGAUGUUCAGUCCCCUGUAAGGUUUGAAAACACAAAUAAACUAAAUCAUUUGUUGGGA